This is a messenger RNA of Xyrauchen texanus (razorback sucker), 4401 nucleotides long. RefSeq names its product syntaxin-binding protein 5-like. The record is from RefSeq and is a predicted model, not a curated record. The transcript is spliced from 27 exons. Bases 262 to 3693 code for a protein of 1143 amino acids. Gene Ontology annotation, molecular function: syntaxin binding; myosin II binding; GTPase activator activity. Gene Ontology annotation, biological process: regulation of protein secretion; regulation of exocytosis. Lineage: Eukaryota; Metazoa; Chordata; Actinopteri; Cypriniformes; Catostomidae. Gene Ontology annotation, cellular component: SNARE complex; cytoplasm; plasma membrane.
AAGAGAAAGGGAACUGGAGACGCAUCGGGAAGCCGAGUCAGAAAAGAUAGAACGGACACCCCACAAGCGCGCACAAACCAACGACGGUCGCAGCCGAGCCGUUAGCCAUGGAGGAUACGGUGAAAAGCACUCUUUAAAAUGUGAGGUUUAAAGAGGCGUGCUGCAGAAACGCGCGAGAUCGGCUAUCCCCUCUCAUCGUCCACGGGUGAUCUCGACUCGGCUGCUCUGUCCCCUCGCUGUGACACUCGCACUAGGGGAAAAAUGAAGAAGUUUAAUAUCCGCAAGGUGCUGGACGGCUUGACGGCCGCAUCGUCCCCCUCUCCAUCCUCGCAGCCCGGCGGGGCCAAGGAGAAUGAGCUCUUCCCGGAGACCCUCCAGUCGGAACACUUCCAGCUCUGCAAGACUGUGCGCCAUGGCUUCCCCUAUCAGCCCUCCUCUAUGGCAUUCGACCCCGUCCAGAAAAUCCUUGCCAUUGGGACUCAGAGCGGAGCUUUACGAUUAUUUGGCCGACCCGGUGUGGAGUGGUACUGUCAGCACGAGAGUGGAUCAGCCGUCAUCCAGCUACAGUUUCUCAUAAAUGAGGGGGCGCUGGUUAGUGCUUUGGCUGAUGACAGUGUUCACCUAUGGAAUUUACGACAGAAGAGACCAGCUGUGCUGCACUCACUCAAGUUCAACAAGGAGAGGAUAACAUUCUGUCAUCUGCCCUUCCAAAGCAAAUGGUUGUACAUCGGCUCGGAACGAGGAAACGUCCACAUUGUGAAUGUGGAGUCGUUUACCCUCUCAGGAUAUACCAUCAUGUGGAACAAAGCCAUUGAACUGUCCUCCAAGGCUCACCCUGGCCCAGUCGUUCACAUUAGUGACAAUCCUAUGGAUGAGGGCAAGCUCAUAAUAGGAUUUGAGUCUGGGAUCGUAGUGCUGUGGGAUUUGAAAUCAAAGAGAGCUGACUACCGGUACACAUACAAUGAGGCAAUCCAUUCUGUGGACUGGCAUCAUGAAGGGAAGCAGUUUAUUUGUAGUCACUCUGACGGCACACUGACAGUAUGGAAUAUAAAGUCCCCAGCCAAGCCUGCACAGACAAUCACACCACACGGAAAGCAGCCUAAAGAUGGAAAAAAGCCAGAGCCUUGCAAACCCAUUCUUAAAGUAGAAUACAAGACCACAAGAACAGGGGAUCCGUUUAUGAUCUUCUCCGGUGGUUUGUCGUAUGACACCGUUGGUCGAAGACCAUGUUUGACUGUAAUGCACGGGAAGAGCACAGCAGUAUUGGAGAUGGACUAUCCCAUUGUAGACUUCCUCACUCUGUGUGAAACGCCAUAUUCUAAUGAUUUUCAGGAACCGUACGCUGUAGUGGUCCUUCUUGAAAAGGAUUUAGUUGUUAUCGACCUUGCACAAAAUGGUUACCCUAUCUUUGAAAAUCCAUAUCCCAUGACGAUUCAUGAGUCUCCCGUGACGUGUUGUGAAUAUUUAGCCGAUUGUCCUGUGGACCUUGUACCUGCACUUUACUCUGUGGGGUCUCGCCAGAAACGACAGGGCUACAGCAAAAAGGAAUGGCCUAUCAGUGGUGGAAACUGGGGCCUGGGCACACAAAGCUACCCUGAAAUAAUAAUAACUGGGCAUGCAGAUGGUUCAGUGAAGUUCUGGGAUGCUUCUGCAAUAAUGCUCCAGGUACUGUACAAGCUGAAGACAGCAAAGGUUUUUGAGAAGGCACGAUGUAAGGAGGAGAAACCCAGCACAGAGAUUGUGGACGAGGACCCUUUUGCCAUUCAACUGAUGUCUUGGUGUCCUGAGAGCCGCAUGCUGUGCGUAGCUGGUGUCUCUGCCCACAUCAUCAUCUACAGGUUCAGCAAGCAGGAAAUCACGACAGAAGUGGUGCAGUUACUAGAGGUCAGGUUACAGUAUGAGUUGAAUGAUUUGGAAUCCCCGGAAGGAGGUGGAGAUCCGACAACAGCUCCUCCCACUCCAAUCACCUCCCCCAGUCCACAAACCACUGUCCCUCAGACACACCCCUCUACUAGCAGCAACUCGUCAGAUGGGAUGAGAGACAACAUACCCUGUCUAAAGGUGCGCAACAGUCCUCUGAAGCAGUCUCCAGGGUAUCAGGUGGAGCUGGUGGUACAGCUGGUGUGGGUCAGUGGAGAGCCGCCCCAGCAGAUCAGCAGCCUGGCCAUUAACUCCUGCUAUGGCUUGGUGGUGUUUGGCAAUAGCAAUGGUCUAGCAGUAGUGGAUUACUUGCAGAAGACUGUUCUGUUGAAUAUGGGAACUGUGGAAUUGUAUGGCUCAAAUGAUCCAUACCAGAGACAACCGCGAUCUCCCCGCAAGAGCCGACAACCUUCAGGAGGGCUAUGUGACAUUAAUGAGGGCUCAGCCACCUCAGAGGACCGCUGCAAAUCACCCACCUCAGUCUUGAUGUCAAACCAUCAGCAUUUCUACAAUGGAGGAGGGAGAGGAGCAAAGAUGUCAAGGAAAUUAAGCUUGCCUACUGAGCUAAAGCCAGACUUGGUUCUACUCUCUGUAUGUACCCCGCGGGCUGCCGGACCCCUAGACAACAAGGACAACUCCUUCAGCCGCUCCCGGAGCUCUAGCGUUGCCAGUAUUGACAAGGAAUCACGAGAGGCCAUAACAUCUUUCUUUUUCUGUGAGACUUACACUCGCAAAGCAGAUGGCGGCCUUACACCUUGUUUAUGGGUGGGCACCUCCUUGGGAGCAGUGCUGGCCAUCUCCCUCAACAUGCCCCCUGCUGGAGAACAGAGACUUCUUCAGCCAGUACUUGUCUCCCCUUGUGGCACUCUUAUCAGGUUGAAGGGCAGCAUCCUACGGAUGGCCUUUCUAGAUACUACAGGGUCUCUUCUCCCUCCUGCUUAUGAGCCAUGGUACGAACCCAAUGCCCCAACCAAUGGAGAGGAGCGGGACAAGGUCCGUAAGAGACGGCCAGUGUCUGUCUCCCCAUCCACCUCCCAGGAACUGAAUGAAAACCAGUAUGCCGUGUUGUGCUCAGAGAAACAGGCCAAAGUGAUAAUCCUGCCCUCUCAGACCUGCAUAUUCAAACACAACAUCACCGAAGCGUCUUUUGUGCUGCGGGCAGACGUGGUGCAGAUAAACGCUGGCAUUUGUGUGGCCUGCUUCUGUGCCAAUGGACACAUUAUGACACUCAGUCUGCCAGGGUUGAGACCAUUGCUGGAUGUAAAUUACCUACCCCUGACAGAUAUGCGAAUAGCAAGAACAUUCGGCUUCACCAACCUCGGCCAAGCCAUGUACCUGACCUCUCCUACUGAGAUUCAGAGGAUCACCUAUAGCCAGGAGGUUUGCGAGAACCUACAGGAGAUGCUAGGCGAGCUGUUUACUCCACUGGAGACGCCAGAAGCUCCUAACAAGGGAUUCUUUAAAGGCCUUUUCGGAGGAGGAGCACAGUCUCUAGACAGAGAAGAGCUCUUUGGGGAGACAGGAGCCGGAAAAGCAUCACGCAGUCUCGCUCAGCACAUUCCAGGUCCUGGGGGGAUAGAAGGCAUGAAGGGGGCAGCAUCAGGCAUUGUGGGUGAUCUAGCUCGAGCUCGAAUAGCAUUGGAUGAGAGAGGACAAAAACUGAGCGAGGUGGAAGAGCGGACGGCAGCUAUGAUGGCCAGUGCAGACACAUUCUCCAAACAUGCUCAUGAGAUGAUGCUAAAGUGUAAGGAUAAGAAAUGGUACCAGUUCUGAUCUUCAGAAAACAGCAGAGCCCAAAGGGACUCAGGAGUUGUCCUACACAGCCUUUUUCAUCUCUAUUCCUUCUCCCACUUGCUCUCAUUAUCUCUCUUCUGCUGGACCAGUGGGAUCCCUCGCUCUUUCCUAGCACAAUAUUAAAUACAGUCUCCUUUCAGAACUGAGGCACAGACUGAGAGAGGCCCAAAUUUGAGGAAUACCAUUCCACGAAUAUGUCCAUUCUUCAGUUUUUGUUUGUUUGUUUAAUAUUGCAAUUCCUCUCCCAUGGUGGCUGGGCUAUGCAGGUCCAAUUCUUCUCUCAGUCUUUGAAUUGUUUUUGUGCUGUUGUUUUUUGCAUUCAUGUUCUGCCUCCCACACUGGAGAGCAGUAAGUAGUCAAAAAAAGACGAACAAUAAAAUACAAUAAACAAACAACAAACACCAUGAAAAAUUGCAAAAUAUAAAAAAGUGGAAAAAAUAUUAUAUAUAUAUACAGAAUUCUAAAUAAAUCCUCAUUAAAGUCUGUAUAAAUGCCAUAUUCGCUAAUGACUGUCAAAAGUAAAACUUAAACAUGGAGGACACUGGGUGAAGCAUGGGAAGAGCUCCAUUCACAGGAAAUGAUGUCAUGACAUGGAGGAGGCAAACCUUUCAGAAAAAGAGAGAACGUCUAUCCUCUUCUAAAAUGUACUCAAUAUGUUUAUGUAGAUUGACCUUUUUCCAAAUUAGC